GCGCAACUAAAAAUGGCCAACGAGACGGACACAGAGAACGGGGCGCCCGCCGCCGAGGAGCCUGUACACCCGCGACCUUUGUUACAGGGAAAUGAAGCACCGUCCGACGCAUUUUCAGUCGCUGAGAAGAACCAGUCUUCUACAGACAACUCAAAUCUAGAAUUUUCUCGCGCUCGCGAACUCGCACGGCUUCUGAAAGAACGCUCUGAAGACGCAGCUAAAGUAGUCAUGAAAAACGCAAAACCGCUUAAGGGACAUUACAUUAUCGCUGGAGAAGUGGUCAAGCCGCAGCCACCACCUGGUUUGCUCGAGCAUCUCGACGACUUCGAGCAGGACCUUGCCAGGAAGGACGCCGAGAGGAGUGUUGUUGUCCUCCGCGAGAACUACCUCCGAACUUUUUAUACCUCUGUUAGAAAGGAAAGAAGAUUAGAAAGGAAAGAAGACGAAGAUAACCGAAGACAACCCGCUCGGGGCCGGGUAGGUGUACUCGGAGCCAUCGCUAUCUCGUUGAUUACAGGUUAAGAAACCUGGCCCGGCCUGCAGCUGCCAACUGCAGGCCGUAACUGUAGGCGUAAUUGUGUUUUUUCACGAAGAACAACCCUUGCAAACAUCAAGUCGCAUUUUGUGGCGAGAUUCUAAUUCGCAGAAGUAAAAAACCAGCAGUCGGAAAACAAGAAACGAAGAUAGUAGCUAGCGGCGUCACCAAUAUAAGUUUUUUGGCUCAAGAAAGAACAAACAUAGGGAGCAGCACCAUGAACCCACCCUCAGCACAGCGCACCCAGAGGCCGGAGCCCCCUGGCGUUGGAAGAAGGCCGGCGGCAGGCGGCAGCAGUAAUACUGCCGGGUGGAAGGAGUCCGCCCGCGACCGGCGAACGGCGACCUCGGGCAAACCACUACGCAUCGGCACGUUCAAUGUCUUGACACUCGGGUCAAGAGACACGGGCUCAGGAGAACGAACUGCGCAGAUGGAAUGUUUGAUACGGGAUGCAAAAGAGCGGAGGCUGGAUGUGCUGGCAACGCAGGAGAGCAGGGUGGUUGAGUGGAUACAUGGCGAGAAAGCAGAUGGAUACAAGCUUUACGGCGGCGGGGCGUGGAAAAACAGCAGUGGGACACCAGUCGGUGGGGUGCUAUUUCUAGUCCGCGAUGGAAUAGAGGUGCAAGAUGUAGACGCGGAACAGUGGGGCCGGCACGCCCGGAUAACCCUUGCUACGCGCUGCGGGCGCAAGAUGCAUCUUCACGGAAUCUACGCACCCACCGACGCUGCGGACGGAGACGAAAAAGACAAAUUCUGGACGAAGACAGCUAAGAAAAUUUCCGACCACCCCGCGCGAGACAUAGUAAUGGUGGUGGGCGACUACAACGCGGAGAUGGGAGAACCGCAGUGGGAGCUCAUGCGCGCGAGCCUACCGUACGCGGUAGGCCCGUGCGGCCUUACGCCGGAUUUCGUGCACCGGUCCGACAACGGCCGGAGACUCCAGCAGUUCGCCGCCACGGCGGAACUGCUGGAUGUGUCAUCACUCUACCAGAGGAAGUGGUCCAAGCGGUUCACUUUCACAGGAAACUGGUCUUCGACAACAUCUAGAGCGCGGCGCGAGUACGACAGGGCACUAAUAUCGUGGAAGCACCGCGGGCUACUGCGGGGCUUCCGGGUCUAUGCAGACACGUAUCUUGCAAGCGACCACAGGCUGGUCGUGGUUGAAGUGGACGUCAAGGUGCCGAGGAAGAAAAAGAAGAACGCGGUAGCGAAUAGAUGGGUACGGACGAAGGAGGCUGCUGAAGCCUUAGAUAAGGAGCUGCAGGCAAAAUACGAUCCGGCAACAGUCGAGGAGCGCAUGACAAAUAGCGGAAAAAAUGGAAGCGAGUGGUGGGACGAUUUUGAGGCUGGGUUACGAAUGGCAAUAGAGAAAUUGAGCAAGGGCGCCGUGAAGGCGGGGCCCCGGAAGCCAUGGAUAAGCCAGGAAACUUGGGAGCGGAUCGAGACGAGGAAGAAGUGGGCAGCAAAGGGUGUGAACAAAAUGAAGCUGAACCAGAUUGGGAGAAAAAUACGCGCGUGCAUCAAGGAGGACAAGCGGGCAUGGGUGGCAGGCAAGAUAGAGGAGCUGCGGAAAGCAGACAAUGCAGGAAGGACGCCGAGAGGAGUGUUGUUGUCCUCCACGAGAACUACCUCCGAACUUUUUAUAGGCAUUGUUACGAUAAUCGAUGAGUAUCUGAAAACGGGUAAGGAACAGUUAAGCCUAUUCUUUUGCGCUCUCUAUCUAGAGCGCAUUGCUUGGCUUUUCUGUGAGGAGAAUGGCAUCUGCCACCGACUCCACCCUCCUGAGGCUCUGUUUCUGUGGACUUCUAUCAGCCACUCUUCCUUCCUACUUUCUCUUUCUUCUUCUUUCCUUUCUUGCUACUUCUUGCAAGCUGGGGGAAUGGUGAGGGAGGAAAUGGAUGUUUUUCUUGCACUAACUACAGUACGCGCCUAUUGGUGCUGGAAGAGUUUGUGCUUCUGGUUCUUAUCGCGCUUUUAUCUUGCGAUAAGAUUCCAUCACUCUGUCUUUCAACAGGCGCAGUUCUUGCGCCGGUUGGUUUUCGGGCAUUGGGAUGUUCUUUAA
Amoebophrya sp. A120 is the source of this 2597-nucleotide messenger RNA. NCBI's taxonomy places the organism in Eukaryota, Dinophyceae, Syndiniales, Amoebophryaceae. The record is from the annotation of a GenBank genome assembly.